AUGAGGAUAAGAAUUUUAUUCGUCUUCCUUAAUCUUCUCAAUGCAUCCAUAUCGACAGAUAUUGAAUGUACGUAUGGUCUUGAGUCUUUCUUCGUUACACACUCUUCAUACCGUUGCCUUGUUCAAAACGAUCCAAUCAUCAAUUUACCUAGCAAAGCUUUCAUCAACUCAACAUCUGGAACGCACGAGUCUGGAAAGAAUAAUCAGCAUGUCCUUGGCUUCUUCGCUAAAAACAAAACCAUCAAUUACUUUCCUAAUGGCCUUGAAAAAAUUUAUGACAACAUUAAAGCUAUUGUUAUUGAAAAAUGUCAUUUAAAGGAAAUUCAUCAGUCGGAUGUUAUGGUUUUCCCAAAGUUAGUGGCGAUUGGAUUGCGAUACAAUGACAUAGAAGUUGUCGAACAAAACCUCUUUCAAUACAAUCGUCUUUUAAAGUUGGUGCUUUUCCAUGACAAUAAAGUUUUUCACAUUGACCCUGCUGUAUUUGAUCAUUUGACUAGUUUGAGCUAUUUAGGAUUUAGCAGGAAUAAAUGCAUGAGUAUGUACAUUGAUUCCGGAACCGCGGUUCAAGUCCAGAAAGUAAUAACAGAAAUAAAGUCAAAAUGUACGAACGCAGAAUACAAAUCGAUUGAUGGUAAAUUUAAAGAGCUUGAGAUGGAAUUGUAUCAAAAUAAGGUCAAAAUAUUGGAACAUGAAAUCAACAGCUCUACAAUUCCUAUGGUUUCGACAUUUGCUAUGAGACUUCAAAAGGUUAAAGAUUACAAGCCUUGUGAUAUCGUAGCAAUAGCAGAACAAGCACAAAAGGACAACAUCAAAUCACUUAAAGACCUCGAAAUAUCUACCAAUAAAAUUAAAGCCAUAGAAUCUGAAAAUCAUUCAAACAUCAAGAAUAGAAUAGACCAAAUUGAAAAGUCUCUCUACCAUUCACAAGCAAGUCUAUCAAAAUCACUAAAUGACUCACAAGUUGAAACCUCAAAGCAUCUGAAUGGAAUUAAAGUAGAACAAGCUGGAUUCAACAGAUCAGUACAGGAUAAAUUGAAGCAUCUAUCAAAUAGCAUGGAUAACUUACAGGCAGACACUGCCAAUGCUUUAGAAAACAUCCGGUUAAUCACUAAAUCUUUAAAUCAGAGCAUGACCCAAAAAACCUCAUUUAUUGAUGAAAAGAUAGAAGCACAGUCAACAAUAUUACUAACCGCUUUGAAUAAUGCACAAACGGAAACAGCAAGACAGAUAGAAUCAUUCAAACUUAGUCAUGAUGACAAAGCUAAAGCCACGAAUGAGAAAUUGACGAAUUUAUCAGAAUCUAUGAGUCAAAUCGUGCAGCAAACUAGAAUCGAGGCAAGUGACUGCAAAUAUGAAGUCAUCAAGUUAUUGAACUUGACUAAGUCAUCACUUGAACACAAACUUGCUAUAAUUGAAGAAAAACUCGCCAAUGGGUCAAAAUCAAUUGAAGAUUUAAGCAAUGCUUUCGUUAAGUAUCAGGAAUCAUCAAGAAUCAACAUCAAUGAGUCAGUCACGCUUGAAUCCCUCAACAAUAAAAUUGAAAACAUCGAAAAAACAUUGUCUAAACUGUCAGCACAGAUGGAAGCAGCUGAAAGAAGAUCAAAUUGGAGUCAACAGAACUUGGAUGACAGGCUGAAGAUUCAGAGUCAUAAGAUUGAUAAAAAUUCGGAAUUUAAUGAUUUAUCAACAUCAGCAUUGAUAAUUGUUUGUGGUUUCUUGGGAACACUUGUGAUUAUUAUUCUUUAUAAGAAGAUUUUGUUCCGCAAUGUUGAUUUGGAUGGAGUUUAGGGGUUAUUCACGAAUGGUGUGAAUCGAGAGAUGAUUUAAUGUCAUGACAAUUUAAUUUUUUAACGCUUUAGCUAAGCAGAUCUUAAAUUCACAAUAUCACAA
Molecule: messenger RNA, 1890 nt
Organism: Chironomus riparius
Lineage: Eukaryota; Metazoa; Arthropoda; Insecta; Diptera; Chironomidae
Source: the annotation of a GenBank genome assembly